AUACCCACAGACAUCGUGCUCGAAACGAUCUUCUCGGUACUUCUGCUCUGCGUCGGUGUCGUGCUCAGUAGUCCUGACCUGAAGCCCAUACAAUGGAGUGUAUGGGCUGGAAGCUUAGAGCGCAGUAAAGAGGCGCGAGAGAUUACUGCCGUUGGCGUGGGUGGGGGCAACCCUUUUGCUGUGUUGGAGGAGCGGCCCGGGUUUCUGGAUAUCAGGAAGACGAGGGAUGACUUUGCGAGGUGGAGGAAAGAGGGAGGCGUCAGCGAAAAGUCAUGA
Messenger RNA from Sphaerulina musiva SO2202, 276 nucleotides. RefSeq lists its product as uncharacterized. The record is from RefSeq and is a predicted model, not a curated record. The annotation marks the transcript as partial. The transcript has a single exon. Gene Ontology annotation, cellular component: EMC complex. NCBI's taxonomy places the organism in Eukaryota, Fungi, Ascomycota, Dothideomycetes, Mycosphaerellales, Mycosphaerellaceae. Gene Ontology annotation, biological process: protein folding in endoplasmic reticulum.